Molecule: messenger RNA, 1351 nt
Organism: Megalops cyprinoides (Indo-Pacific tarpon)
Lineage: Eukaryota; Metazoa; Chordata; Actinopteri; Elopiformes; Megalopidae
Gene: ankrd16
Product: ankyrin repeat domain 16
Exons: 7
Coding region: 223-1341 (372 amino acids)
Molecular function (GO): protein binding
Source: RefSeq, a predicted model, not a curated record
CAGCGUGUUGGCGAGUUUGCAAGCUUACAUUUUCAUAUGCAUUUUGCUAUGUGUUAAUAUCAUUAUUGUAUAUCAGAAUUAUCUAAAUUGAUUGGAUGUGCGAAACAAAUGAAGCAGUUUGAUUUGUCAUGUGCUAGUUAUCGUUGUGGUGAGGCAUUUGUGAAACCAGCUUUAUCAUCAUAGUGAAUACCUUGUCAUUUUUGUGGAAGUGGAUUAAGUGAAAUGGGUGAAGAAAGUGCAUUGAAACGUUUGGCAAAACUAACUCAAGACGGACAGCUGAGCUUGAUCAAGGAGGAACUCUGCCAGAAUGAAAAUAUUCGUAGCGCGAUAACCAAAAAACAUUUCGGAAAAUCCGGCGAUACACUGCUUCACUACGCAGCCCGGCAUGGACAUUUAAGUGUCCUUAGAUAUUUGGUCGAGGAGAUGGAGAUGGACGUGGAACUGUACAACAACGAUUACAAGAGAGCUUUACACGAAGCUGCGUCCAUGGGACAGGGGGAAUGCGUGACUUACCUCAUCACCAAAGGUGCCAAAGUAGACUGUUUGAAAAAGGCAGAUUGGACGCCUCUUAUGAUGGCGUGCACAAGGAGAAAUGUGGAGAUCAUCAGAGAGCUGCUGGAGAAUGGGGCCGACCCAGCACUCAAGAACAAGGACGGAUGGAACAGCUUCCAUAUCGCCUGCAGAGAGGGUGACCCUGCAGUGGUACAGUACCUCCUAGUGGCCAGCCCAGGAGUGUGGAACACUGAGAGCAAGAUACUCAGAACUCCACUGCACACAGCAGCUAUGCAUGGCUGUGAAGAUGUUGUCAGCAUUCUAUUGGACAGGUGUGGUUACCAGCCAAACUGCAGAGACAGCUGUGGGGUCACGCCGUUUAUGGAUGCUGUGAGGAACGGUCACAUCUCUGUGGCCAAAAUGCUACUGGAGAGGCAUCAGGCCUCAGCCACAGCAGCUGACUGUCUUGGAGCUCAGCCUCUGCACCAGGCCUCCCUCACUGCCGAGGAGGGGGCGCUGUACUUCAUUGUGAAGGACCUGGGAGUGGAUGUGAAUGAGAGAGCCACUGAUAUGCAGCUGACUGCUCUGCACUAUGCUGCCAAGGAAGGCCACACAAGUACAAUAAAAACCUUACUGGAAUUAGGGGCUGAUCUUCAAGCAAAGGAUCAGAAAGGGAGAACAGCUCUCCACAUGGCGAGUACGGGCCAGCAUGCGGACACUGUCAGGGCCCUCCUGCAGCUCGGGCUCCGGGACACGGAGGAUGCCUCGGGGACGAUGGCCAAACAGCUCGCCAAGAAGCAGGAUGUGCUCAAAGCUUUCACUCUGCACGACACCCUGGAAUCCCAAUAAAUUAUGAUAA